Messenger RNA from Xiphias gladius (swordfish), 4250 nucleotides. RefSeq lists its product as uncharacterized. Bases 231 to 2879 code for a protein of 882 amino acids. Lineage: Eukaryota; Metazoa; Chordata; Actinopteri; Istiophoriformes; Xiphiidae. Gene Ontology annotation, cellular component: intracellular membrane-bounded organelle; early endosome membrane. Gene Ontology annotation, molecular function: phosphatidylinositol binding. The record is from RefSeq and is a predicted model, not a curated record. The transcript has 16 exons.
GGCGUCCUGUCACAAUCAACACGGGGCACGCGGGGAACAGCCUGCAGCCAAUCACAGCCCGGCCUUACCCCGUUUUUUAAUAAACUUCGCUUUUUCCGCCUCAAGGAAGCGGCGUCUCCGGCCCCCCGGUGCUGAAGAUGUGGGCGAACGAACCCGCUCGGGUUACGCGCAGCGGACAGCGGCUCGAAGCGAGAGGGGGAAGCGGGGAGAGCCCGUUGUAAGACGAGAAGAUGUACCUAUGGCGCUUGGCCGUCGCCGUAACCCUCGGCUUGGUGUGGUACUUCUCGGACUGCGGCCGCACGGUGACCCAAUACCUGCUGUGUUUCCUCUUCUGUUAUUCGCCUCCGUGGUCAGUCGGCUACGGCGGGCGAGAGGUCGGCACUCAGACCGACGACGACACCGGGAAACAUCCUCUCCAGGUAUCAGAUGAAACUGCUGAGGAAGACUCCUUCGGCUGCCUAACCGACGGGGGAGGCAGCAGGCCCGCUGAACCACUGGAGCCUCAGUAUCCACAUGUGAAGAAGUCUCUACAGCAAGUGUUUGAGUGCGCCUAUGCUCAGCUGGUCCUGCCUUGGUACGCUGUUCCCGAGCCACGCGAGAACCAGCCUCUGCACCAGGCGCUCAGCAAGGAGUUCGACUUCGUAAUUGACCGCAUCAUUGAGAGAGCCCGAGACUUUGAUGUUUGCCAGGCGGUCGUGGGCUCCAUUCGUAUUUUGACCCAACACUUGCACAAUGCAAAGCAGUCUGACAGAGAGCUCUUGUUCAGCUCCAGAGCAGAUGAGGUUACGGUUCUCCGAGAGUUGUCCGAUGCUCUUGUACGUAACCUUUUUCCCAAAUCUCUCUGGGGUCAAGAAGUCAACCGCUGCGCCUUAAAUGAGAUUGUGGCCCUAAAGGGGUUGGGCCUGUUGGUGACCUGGCUGUCUGACCCCGACAACCUGAACCAGCUGGUGGUGUGCCAGCUCGACAGCACUACCCCCAAAGGCUCUGCAGAGGAGCUUUGUGGAUCAGACCAGGAACAAGCCUCUCUGGCUUCGCUGGGGGGCGAAGGCGAAGGCAGUGGAGUGAGCCUUGAGGGAGCUGGGAUUUCAACGAGCACCAGGAUCAAGGGCAAAAGGAAAGGCAACAAGAUAAAGGAAGGGUGGUCAAAAUUUGUGGACAAGGUGAAGUCCAAGAAAGCCAAAAAGAAGAAGAUGAAAAAGAUGGAGCAGGAGCUGAUGAUGAGGAUCAUGGCGAUCCAGGAUGACGUGUCCAGCGAGGACGAUGUCAGCAGCAGGGAGGGUUCCAUUCACAGCCAGCAGGUCUCUGACAGGGAGGACAGUGAUCUGGAGGACUACUUGGCAAGUGUCCAAGAGGACAUGAUGGAAUUCAAGCUGUCAUAUGAGAUGUGGCGUGUUGGCAGCUGGGCUGUAAGCAUCCCUCAUGCCGACUGGGAGGAUGAGGAGCUAAUCUUCAACAUUCACCUGGAGGAGAAUAACAGCCCUGAGAACCUACAGUGGGACAUUAAGAAGACCUACAUGGAUGUGAUAUAUUUUCGCAACAUAUGGCAGGAUUCAACCACCCUGCCCGCAAUCCUGGCACUGGAAGAGUCAAAGGUCAACGAUGGGGUUAAAGAAGAAGCUAGAGUAUCAGUGGAACACUUUCUCCAGGAAUUAGUUUCCAAUAAUUUGAUCGGCCACACUCAACCGGUUUUUCAGUUCCUGUGCCCACUUGACAAACUUCUGAAUGAAGAGGAACAUUAUGAAGGCGUGUGGGGCCUUCUCAGCGGCUUGGCCUACUUCCUGACUCCAGGUCAAGAGGAAGAAGAGAACUCUAGCCCUCAGACAGAAGCCCCAAAAGAAAUCAUAACUCCAUGUCCACACCCAGAAUCCACAGUUCAGCCGUCAGAAAACCCUGGUGCCUUUACUCAGAAUGGCACUUAUGUUCCAAGUGCUACUCUCCCAACUAUCAUCAUCUCCCAAUGUGAUCCUCCUUCAGAACAGCCAGAGGAAGCAGAAACAGAAACUGAAACACAGUGUGCUGUAAACUCAGACCAUUCAAGUAAUGAAAACUGCUCCCAAGACAAAACAGAAGACUCUGAUAACCCCUUAACCUCUCACUUUAAAACGAUCAUCAAAGGACUGACCCGAUCCAAGUCACAAGAGUCUCUGGCCUCAACAAAAACCAGCAGCGAUGAAGACCCACCUAAUUCAGACUCCACGCCGUGCUGCAGCCAAAAUAGAAGCUCACAGGGGGAGAGUGCAGAAGGCCCGUCAUGGCUUAAUUUCAGUGCAAGGUCAAAUAAAAAGGAAAAAAUAUGUUUAAAGUUGUCAGGUGGAGCAAACAAGGCUAAAGGGAAGGAGCAUGGCACUUUGCCAAGAGGAGAGGACUCCCAGGGUCAGAAGAGCCAAGUCAACUGGGAGCAGCUGGAGGCGACCAAAGCCAUAUUUGAUUUGCUGAAAGAAAUAUCUGGAAACUCCAUCCUCAUAAACAUAUUUGAUGCCAUUUUGAAACCUGUUAUGCCCAUUUUGAAAAAAAAAGUGAACUCUUUCUUAAACAAGAUGAACCCAACAGAAGUGCAGAUGGCUGAGUACAUUGACGCUCUGCGAGACAAGCAGUGGCCAGAAUUUCAACCAGCAGCACCUCCUCCUCCUCGCACAGACGAGGAGAAAAACGAGACCAGGGAGCGAGCACAUAACCUCAUCAAUGCCAGAUAUUCAAACUAUCUUGUCCUGAAGAAGACGGAUGUGGAGUCUGUCUUUAAUCUUUUCCAGGACAGUGAAGUAAACAAAACUCUGGUAUAUGUGCUCCUGUCAUUUGUAUUAAGGGAUUUUUUUCCCAGUGAACAUUCCCUAAAUGUGAGAGCUGCUGCCUUACUAAAAGUUACCAGUUCUAACAAGUGAUCUGUGAACCUCUUGAUAGUGUUUUCAUUGGUGUCUUUUUUUUUUUUUUUGAUUUUGACAUUUUAAAAUAUCAAAUUAUUUAUUAAACAUCUUAAAAUGCCUUAAAAUAUUUAAGACCACUUCUAAAUUAGAGUUAAACAUCCUUUUUCUGCAUUUUUGACUCAAACAUAUCAAAUAUACUGUGAAUUUUUGGUUGGACCGCAACAGCGGGGCCAGCCCUAUAAAUGUGAAUGUCCAUGACUGACUGACUGACGGAGUGAUAAUGCUACACCAUUUGUUGGCUGAAUACUGUGUGACUGAGUGCUGGAGAAGUGAAGCUUCUCCGUAGGUGGUUGCUCUCUCUUACGUCAUCGGGGGGUUAUUUACAGGAAGCACAUUUGUUGCUAGAUUUACCGACUUUUCAGACGUCUUUAGCGACCUUUCUUCACAAAAGCACCGAGUGACAAAUCUAGUGAAUUUUUGGACAAACCUACUUUCUGUAAAAGACAGUCGCCAGUAUUACCUCACAAGUGCGAGGUUGGGAUUUCCCUCCGCAGGCACACCUCUCUAUGCGUCUCGUUCAAUUGACCGCACAGAAGCUGACACAGAAAUGAAUAAGCUUCCGAUUUUCUCUCUCAGUGAUCAUUUUACAAGUAAAUAUAGCCGAAAUCACAGCACAGCCUUUGUCUUUAACUUGUGUUUCUGGUGAUUUUGUCAGACCCCGUGGCGGUUAUAAAAUCAGGAUUUUAGCAGUGAAGUGCAGUAGCUUUGAAAUGGCUGCUGCGAGUGACUGCUGGUUAAAAUGUAGUCUUAAUGGGCCAAGUUUCAGUCACUAUUUCAUACGGAGUAUGAAUACUAUUUUCAUACUCCGUUGUCUGACAAAAGAAACACAAAUACAUGUAAAUGAGAACAGCUUAAUAUGUAAUCCAGCUGUAUUAAAAUACUGUAUAUGUGAGCAUAGACAGUAAGGAAGAACCAAACAGAUAAAGGGCAGUACAGCCAUAUAUUAGACUUUGACCUAGUGUUGUUCCUUUGGUUUUUAUUUUGUAAAGUUUAAUUGCUUUUGUACAUGUUCACUUGUCAAUGUGAUGAAUCCAGGCUUUCCCUAUUGAACUUUUAUUGUUAAACUCAGAUGGGAAAGUAAUGUAUGUUUCAUAUUUACAGUUUGAAUUUCACCCUUAAUGUUUUAAUUAAACAUAGUUUGAAUUUUCUAGAAUAUUUUGUGUCACUUUGAGCACUUUUGCGUGGUGGUUUUGUAUGGUCAAGUUUUAUAAAAAUAGAAUAUCUCGCAAUUACUAAUCACACAAAUCUGUCAAAACAUGAAUAGUACCACUAUCAAAGGAAACUCGAAAUAAUGUUCAUGUAAAUAACUUGAAUUUAUUCCAAAUAAAA